Cynocephalus volans (Philippine flying lemur) is the source of this 156-nucleotide messenger RNA. RefSeq names its product small integral membrane protein 11-like. The transcript has a single exon. Lineage: Eukaryota; Metazoa; Chordata; Mammalia; Dermoptera; Cynocephalidae. The record is from RefSeq and is a predicted model, not a curated record. The coding region runs from base 1 to 156 and encodes 51 amino acids.
AUGAACUGGAAGUUUCUGGAACACACGUCCCUGUUGCUGCAUAUCUUGGCAGCAAAAACAUUAAUUCUCUGCCCAGCAUUUGCUGGAGUGAAAAUAUACCAAAGGAAAAACUUAGAAGCAAAACAGCAAAAACUAGAGGCCCAAAAGAAGAAGUAA